AAACUUUUUUAAAAAGGGAACGAAUAAUCAGACAAUUCAUAUAAUAUUGCAAAACAAGAAAUGGAUAAGGCUGUCACAAGACAUCAACGAAGAAGAACCAUAAGAGAAAGGUGAGAAUAUUCAAGAUGGGGAGCUUAGGAGAAGAAGAUUUGGAGAAGCUUGUGAUCGAUUACAUUGAGUCUCCGAUCAUCGUCGCCUCCGAUGAUGUGGAGGAACCUUCAAAAGUUCUUAUCACUCUUCAGGAUAUUUUUGGGACAAAAGGAGAAAAAGAGAAGGAGAUUGAAGAGGAGAUAAAGUCGUUUAUUAGAAGAAGAAAAUUAUCAUACAAAGGAAACGAUGAGAAGAAAGAUGUGAUGAAAAGGAUUGUCUCUAAGCUUAGAUCUGACGGCUACGAUGCUUUUAUCUCUAGAACCUCGUGGGACUCUUCUUUUGAUCCGCUUGAAGGAUGUAGAGUGUUUCGUUGCACAAGAAAGUACGAGUUCAUUGACGUCAUGGUGGCUAGUGAUCGCGACGGUGAUGAUGUAAACAAGCUGAGACGUGUGAUCAUUGAUCUUGAUUUCAAAUCUCAGUUCGAGCUGGUGAAACAGACAAGAUGUUACAAAGACGUGACUGAGAUACUUCCGACAAUAUUUGUUGCGUCAGAAGUGAGACUCAAAAGAGUUGUUUCGUUGGUUUGUAAUGAGAUGAAAAAAUCGAUGAAGGAAGAAGGAAUGUCUAGACCACCGUGGAGGAGUAAGAGAUACAUGCAAGCCAAGUGGCUCUCUGAGAAUCGUCUAAGAGUGUCUGGUUCUAAGAAAGGGUCUUGGUCUUUGUUUGAUGAUGGUCAAGGAGGUGAAGAUGUUGGGACAACGAGUCGUGGUGGCAUUGGUUUGAAAACUAAGUGUUGUUUUCCUAUUUUCUGAGAGGAUUGCGCCAAGUUUUUUUUUUGUUUAUCAAUUUCUAUAAAAUUAAAAAAGAGUUGAGGUCGGAUUUUGAGCAUUAGAUGUGUUUUUUUUUGCGGGUAAAACAUUAGUUGUAUUUCUGUUUGUUGCGGGUAAAACAUUAGUUGUAUUUCUGUUUGUUGCUUCAUAUGAUUGUUCCUUUCUUUCGGGGAUGUUCAACAAAAUUAAGGAAGUGAAGUGGGGCUUGUUGUAUCAGGUUUUUUCUGAUGCUGUAUUGCAU
Molecule: messenger RNA, 1161 nt
Organism: Brassica oleracea var. oleracea
Lineage: Eukaryota; Viridiplantae; Streptophyta; Magnoliopsida; Brassicales; Brassicaceae
Exons: 4
Coding region: 126-902 (258 amino acids)
Source: RefSeq, a predicted model, not a curated record